AUGGAUACCCAUGUUCAUUCAACUUCCCCUCCUACCCUUCUGCCUCAGGAGCGACUAGAUCAUCUUUCUCGCUCUCCUCUUCCCCUUCAAAACUCUAGCAUCGUCCAUGGAGCAUCUGGGGCUCUUCCACAGGCCUCUUCGUUCCCUUCUUCGUUUUCGUCUUACUAUCCCCAUUCUUCGUUUCCUUCUUCUUCGUUUCCUUCUUCUUCGUGUCCCCCUGCUCCGGCAUCUCCCUCACCCCUGACGUUGCGCGACUUUCUUCAGCUUCUCGGCGAGAGCGUCGCCGUCCUGGAGGGUUUGCGGCUGUUGCUUUUGCAGCUGCUUCAGUGGGGCGGGGAGGUCGGCAGUGUAGUCCGAGCGUCCACGUUUCUCCACAAAUUGUUGGCUUUUCUUUUCCGCGUCCUUCGCCUUCUCCUGUCUCCGCUUUCGGCGGCAUUCCACCUGCUCGCUUCUCCCCGGCAUGCGAAGCGGGAGGAAGGGGACGGCCGAAACCGCGAGCGCAUCCCGCCUCCGUUGGGCAACCGUGGACCCAGAAGCCUAGGCGCCGUCGACCGAGGCACUUUAGCUGACGCUGAGCCGUAUUCUGCCUCCCUGGUCAACACAUUUCAUAACGCGUGGCGAUCGGCUAGAGAAGGUGCUCAGACAGCCGGGGGGACCUACCCGAUCAGCCUCGGCUGGUCGGCGCCCGGGUUUGCGGAAGACAAAGCCCUCCGUGUCGCGCCCCAUCUUCACGGAAAACCUGGUUCCCACUUGCAGGCAAGUGCCUCGAAACCAAUCCCGGAGAAAGGCUUGCUUUCUCGACUUAGAGGUCAAACGUCGUGGGCGGCGCUCGCUCGGGUGUGGCGAGGUCGGCGAGGCGUGGUAAUCUACGCUGCGAUCGUCUUCGGUCUUGCCUGCAAACUGCGCUCGCUCUGGAAGAAGUACAGUGUCCCGCACCUGCUCUGCCGGCACGACUUCGGCGAAGCUGUUCUCGAGGAGAAGCGCUUCGAUGCCUGCCCGAAGAGUUACGUGCGUGUGCGAGUUUUUUCUUCUCUCGCGUUCUGGACUCUAGCUUUGUGCGCUGCCGGAAGUGCGUCUUCUUCCUUCGCAUCGUCCUCGACUAUGUCGACAACGCCUGGGGCUGUGGAAGAGGGUGAAAGUGGAAGGCCUUUGAAGGCACAUGAUGCUGACCAGGAGCGGCGCGUGCCAGAUGAAAAGUUGUCUUGGUCUACUUGCAAACCGCACCAUGCCGCGGAUCAAUUCUCGUCUGCCGAAAACAAACAUAAACUGUGGACCGGCAUCGACCUCGGCGAAACCUCGCUCGCCCUCUCGUGCUUGCCCGAACGGCGGUCCUCAACUACCACAGGCAGCAACGGAGAAGAGGAGAAGGAAGAGGAAGAAGAAGAAAGAGACGGAGGAGAAGAAGAAGAAGGAGACGAGAAGGAAGAGCUAGAAGAGAAGGGCGGGAAAGAGGAAACAGGGGGAUCCCGUCUGCAUAUUUUGGCGUGUGACGAGUUGGAUGCUCUCCACCUGGGUCAAACGAAACUGACGACGCGUUUGGCCUUUCAAGCCUCCUCUUUGUUCCCAUCUUUGUCUUCCUCUGCAUCCUCUUCGUCAUCGUUUGCAUCUUCGUCCUCUCCUUCUAAGUGGCUUCUUCCGGCUGCGCUUCAGUCGUCGCCAGAGAACGCCCCACCUGAGAACCUCCCUGGAGGCGCCGCGAAGAGAGUGUUCGAGUCCAAAAGUGAGGCUUCGGGUGUCCGUACGCGUCCGUUCGGAGCGCGAGAGAAACGAACAACACCGGCGUUUGACGUCAACCCGUUUUUAGGUUUGCUCUCGAACUCUGAUCCUGGGGUGACGCCGGCGAUGCAAGAAGAGCGCGAGGACGCGUUUGCUUCUUCACAUCCGCUCAUGAACCGGGCAAUUCAACAAACGUCUCAAACAAGAGAUUCAGCCGGGCACGACCAGCCAGGCGACGAGAGUGAAGGUUUCUCUAAGUCCUCGGUUCCUGCACUCUCCCACCAUGUCCAACACUCGUUGCCGCUACCACAAAAAUCUCCUCACGCCUUGACAUCGCCCUCUUCUUUUGCUCCUUCCUCCUCCUCUUCGUCUUACCCUGCGUCUUCGUCUACCUCGUUUCUUCCACUGACUCUUCCUCACACGCCUCUUCCGUCGGUUCUCCCUCUCGCUGCGUUCCUCCCUCCAUCCUUCCCAGGACAGCCUUGUCCCUCUGCACGUCCAGGUGCUGACUCUGUCCUGGGAGAACACCAGAGAAACGGAGACACUCUGCCGCGCCUUAUAUUCGGCGAAACCCCGGGGUCUCCAGGCCGCAGCCUUCCAGAGAAGCUUGCGACAUCUGAUCGUUCUCUGGAAAGAUACACCGUUCCUGCUGCACAACGCCGAAAGCUGCAGAAAGGAGACGGCGAAGGGAAAGGCGCUUUCGACGCGGAGCGGUGUGACCCGCGAGCCGAAGGGGCGAGUUUGCGUCGCCAGGAGACAGUGAGGAAGUCUUGUCGAAAACGCGGCGAAAACCGAAUCGAAAACGUGGAUCCCAGCGCGUCCGCAGGGCGGCCUCGACGUCACGAGGAGCAGAGGAACAGGCGUCUCUACCAGACGGGCAAAUGUGAAAAUCCGGAUCUGCGGGCGAGAGCCAAGGCAAUCUGGCUGUCCCAGCAAGAGGAUCUGAAGACCAUAUUGGGUGUACAUUCACCCCGGCAGGGAAGCCGAGACUUCCGCCGUGUGCGUUGA
Messenger RNA from Neospora caninum, 2724 nucleotides. RefSeq lists its product as hypothetical. Bases 1 to 2724 code for a protein of 907 amino acids. The record is from RefSeq and is a predicted model, not a curated record. NCBI's taxonomy places the organism in Eukaryota, Apicomplexa, Conoidasida, Eucoccidiorida, Sarcocystidae. The transcript has 4 exons.